This is a messenger RNA of Penicillium daleae, 4077 nucleotides long. RefSeq lists its product as uncharacterized. The transcript is spliced from 2 exons. NCBI's taxonomy places the organism in Eukaryota, Fungi, Ascomycota, Eurotiomycetes, Eurotiales, Aspergillaceae. The record is from RefSeq and is a predicted model, not a curated record. The coding region runs from base 1 to 4077 and encodes 1358 amino acids.
AUGAGCGUUCCCACCCCAUGGCUUGCCCCGCUUGUGGAGCAAUGCCUAGGCUCCUACCUAGGCCAGACCCCGCAAGAUGGCAUCGAAGUGGAGGACGAUGGAGCGACAUUGCGCUUCAGGAAGCCCGACCUCACGUAUAUGGCUGCUGUUUCAGAGUUGGUUGGCUUUUUCUACCAGUGGGGUCUAGGUCCCUCCCAUGACAGCGCACAGUUGAUCGAUGCCGAUAACCAGAUACUCGCGAUGUUUCCCCGCGGUCUGUCAGAUUCAAAAAUUUUCACACCGAACUCACACUCGAAAGAAAUGAGCCCUAGAAAGCAUUCGAUACAACUGCUGGACUUCGCCUUGGUCUUCCCAUACUCGACAUCCACUCCCGACGUGCACCUGAACGUCAACAGCUUUCGCAUCAACUGGGAGGAAGGGCCAAUCAAAGGAUUGAAGCCUUCAAAGAAGCUGAGAAAGAACCAGACUGUCAAGGUGCUGCUAGACAAAACCCUCCAGAAAGCGAAGAACAAGAGACUCGUUUCCAUGCCAAAUGGGGCAAGCACCGUACCCGCAAGGCCUCUCAAUCAGCAUCCCCCCCAGUCACAAAGUCGCGCUCAUCAUGACACGCAAUCACAGCGGAUUUUUUCUCAAAUCUCGUCUCAUGCCCAUGAUGCUCGGGAUCACACUUCCAGUGCGGACCGUCGUUUACUACAUGGGGCCAAUGAACUUCUUCAACAUCUUGAUCCGUCUUCUCGGCCAAACUCAAGAAACUCUAUAGGAGCAUCCAUACAGCGACAAGAGCAGACGAUAAAUCCUACUACAACAAGAGGCCCGCUUCAGGUCCUCCCUGAUGGAGAACCCGCUGCGAACGUCGUCCGGCGAUCGGGGUCUCCAUUGGAGGAGCACUCUGGUCGAGAAGACUCCAUCUCAUCCCAGCCCCAAACCGACAAUAUGAACCACCGCGAUAACUCUGAUAUGAAUGGCCCUCAAUCAGCGAUGCUUUCCUCUCCGCGAAGAACCCGACAAGAAACAGCAUCUCCAUUGUCGGAUCCGGACGAGCGUGCUGAUGCCCAGCUCUCUUCCAAUACCGCCAGUCGCUCGCCUUCGCGAAAACGACACCGUGAGAGUGCGGAACUUGACUCAGAACUCACCCGUGGUGAAAGCCUCUCACUUCCACCCCCUCAAAGGGUCAACCCUGGCUCCCCAUCUAGGAAAAGGCAGCGCAUCAACGAUACCAUCCAGGUGAAGUCAGGACAAGCGGUUACACCUGAACGACCGGCAACUAAAAUAUCUCACUUGAAUUUGAAGCAAGGGACUGAGCCAAAUGUUAAACCUGUAAUCGAUUCUCUGCCAGUUAUGAAAAACCCAUGGCAAGGGUUAUCCGAAAUUCGUGCGAGUGAUGUCAAUAUCCCCAAGGACCAGCUCGAACUUUUGGAUAGAAAGCUUUGCUGGAUCCCGCCGGCUACAGGCAAUCCCGAACCUCAUGGACAUGUGCCGGCUUGGCUUCUGAAGCAAUGGAACUCCAUUGCUCGGCUGAGGCAUGAGCUAAACCAUAAAGACGUAAGUAACAAAGCUGCUGAGAACGAGCCUGCAAGUCCAGCAUCGAGCCAGGGAAGUACACAAUCUUCUGAACGUGAAUCAUCAGAGGACGAAGAGCUUUACCCAUGGGAGGGCAGCUCCCCGGUCAGAGGUCCCCAAAAUCUGCCACCGGAAAGCAGCCCCGUGAGGCAACCGGUGUCAACACGGAGAAAUGCAACUCCGAAAGCCAGCAGUCAGAAAGAAAGACUUGGUGAUUCUCCUCGAAAGACACAAUCUAGGGUGAACUCAAAGUCUCCAACAAAAUUUGCCGGGCAUCCUCAGAGCACGCCUCGGACCUCAGCGUCUAAACCUCCUCUGUCAAACGAGCCUGAGAAAUUGAAAGCAGGUAGUCCGAUGGCCUUAACUCAAGACACCACGGAAGUCCAAGAACCUUCAGCUGAUCGGGAAGUGCAAGGCUCUCCUGCUCGUUCUACGAGUCAAAACUAUCACCUGGGCCAUGUAGGUCCAUUGGGCCAGUUGAUCUCUGAAGGAGAAGGAUCAACAGACUCAGAUACCCCAGGCUCUGCAGUCGAACAACCCGAGAAUGAGGAUCCGUCCAAUGAUGCAAGUGAUGAAGAGUCAGUGAUGGAAAAUUCGGUACCUCUUGCACUCGGUGAAAGCUUGCCGCCUACACAGUCCAGUCAGGUCAAGCAAGGACAUAUAGGCUCUGCUCAGCCUCUCUCUCAGCUCACCGAAGAUCAUGUUCAGGUCGCCGUGACUCCUCUGGUAGUGAACAAUCGACCACUGGAGAAUCGGGAUAGUAAUCAGAGCAGGGGCAGGGCUGACUCUUCACACCCGCAUUUCUCCUCUCAGAGCAACAAACAUUUCUCGCAAUCCCUAGUUCCGAACACCUACCCUUAUCCGGGAAGUCAUGAGAAGAGCCAGGCAUCUGAUGACCCAACAACUUCAUCCUCGCUUCGUUCGGAAGUUAAUGCGUCUCGAGCUGAAAUUGCGGUGCCUCAAACUCAGUCCAGCAGCACGAACUCACAGUCGCAAGGCACAUAUGACCCCUCAACACACGAAGUCGUGCUCGAGUCUUCGGGCCCAAACCAACGCUAUCACGACGUUCCUUGCUUGGGUUCAAAUCCUCCUGCCGAAACCUCAAAUCUUCCGUUCGGGACCUCUGCAGACAUAGCCUUCUCACAGCUUCAUGAUCCAACUCAAGAGCCCAUUACGCAGUUAUCUAUCAACGAGCAAACAAGUUCACCACACCCGUCACCAAUGAGGCAGCUCAACUCUUCGGUCUCCAGCCCAUAUCAAUCUCCGUCUAAAAGCCCACAAGACACGACAGAGGAGAUACAACAGAUGCCUCCAACCACACCAGCAACACAAAGCGCUGAACUAGUUGCUCGGCGUUCGGGCUUUAUUGGCGAUCCUGAAAAGUCAGUUGAGGCGCAGGAAAUAUACAGGAAAUUCUGCAACGACUACCCUGGCUAUACGGGUGAUUAUAACCAUUUCACUGAGCUUUGCUCAAGACUAAAGGAUGUUCGAGCCCAAGGCUUGCUACGCCGGUCCAACCUGUGGGAUGAUUUUAUUAUCAUGCACCUUGAACGAUUCCCUUCCUAUCUAGACAUCGGCACCUCCCAGUCGUAUGCCGAACCACGGAGUUAUGAGACUUACUUCACCUCCAACUUCUCCAAAUCUGCGAAUCGGAAACGCAGUCUUUCCGGUUACGCCAUUGAAGUCGUUGCAUCACAGUUCGCCGUGCCUGUUGUUACACAUACACAGUCUAGCAGCCAGGUGGAUCCUCCUUCUCAGACUACUAGGAGAGAAGCCAUAAACACCUCACUCGCAUCAAGCUUUGUGGAUAGGUUUUCAACUUUUCAAGCCCACUCCUUUGAAGAGCCCGUCAAAAACGGUCUUCCUGUCUUCCAAUCCGGUCUCCCAGCGUUGGACAGUCAUAUCACAUCUUCGAUGGAAACUGGCUCGUCAUCAGUACUUGUAAAGCUCGAAGGUUCUGAAAUGGAUCAAGAUGAAGUACUGUGUACCCAGAUAGCUCCCAUGAGCUCGCUCAUCGAAAUACCCGGUCUCGCUGAUUCCCAGCCAUGUGCCGGCGAGUGUCAACCCGCAGUCAGCCAGAUCAUCAACACCCAAGAUGAGCAGGAUGAUGUAAGUAUGGCCGGAGUUGAGGAGUCGGAGCACGACGAGUUGGACAAUGAGGAUAUCAGCCCUGAAGAUCUGGAUGCUGAAGAGCUCGACGCCGAUGACACCCGCCACGAGACCGCCAGCGUUGAGCUCGGUGACGACACAUUCAUCUCAGCUGUCUCUCAGUCAAAUACAGUUGAAGUUCCUGAAACACAGCCCGAGCGUGAAGACGAGCCUGAAGAUGAGAACUGGUUCGCCUCGCUGCGGCACAUCUGGUCCAGAGAUAAGCCCGUAUGGUCUGACCACCCCACAACUCCAUUCAAGACCUGGGCGGAGGCCGACCAGAAUGUGCUAAGCGAGCGACGUCGUCGCGGGGGAGCUAAGAUUCUCCUCGACGAAAAUGGUGUCAUCCGCCGGCCAACUCAUCGUUAA